Truncatella angustata is the source of this 2838-nucleotide messenger RNA. RefSeq names its product OPT oligopeptide transporter protein-domain-containing protein. Bases 159 to 2735 code for a protein of 858 amino acids. Gene Ontology annotation, biological process: transmembrane transport. The transcript has 7 exons. Lineage: Eukaryota; Fungi; Ascomycota; Sordariomycetes; Amphisphaeriales; Sporocadaceae. Gene Ontology annotation, molecular function: oligopeptide transmembrane transporter activity. The record is from RefSeq and is a predicted model, not a curated record.
GGUUAUCUUGAACGCCAAGAUCCAGAACAGGGGCAUGUAGUGAUUAGAUCCGCUCGCAUGCUUCCGAUGACCGUUCAAUAUUAAUUGCUGCUGCACCCACUGGUAAUUGUGCAAUCAUCUCUACCACAACUUUCGUUCAGUCAACACGGGCCGUCAAUAUGUCGAGCCAAAUCGAGGCGAAAAACGUCAACACGGCAGAGGGUAUCCACGAAAAGACACCCUCCGAAGGCUACAGAACUAGUGAUGUCGAGUUGCCGCUGGAUGCUAAAGUUGAGACUGAAUUAAAUGUCACGGAGCAAGAUCUAGCGGAGGCCAAGGAGUUGGCCUCCAACCUCACUCUCGAGGAAGUCCGGCCGAUGAUGGAGAAGGUGUUGAAGAUCCACGAGAAUGAUCCCAACUUUCCCUACAGCAUCAUCGAGAAGAUCAGAUACUUCCUUGGUAAUGAGGCCAUCUUCGAGAACCCCGAGAAGCAUGCUGUCUUGAUCGAGGAGAUGAAGUUAGAAUCUGCCCUGAUUACUGUCAACAGCCCUUACGCGGAAGUUCGAGCUGUCGUAGACAACCAUGAUGAUGUAGACAUUCCAUGUGGCACCAUUCGUGCUUGGGUUAUUGGUUCUGGUUUCGCAGUGCUGCUAGCCUUCAUCAAUCAGCUUUUCUCGAUUCGUCAGCCCGCAAUCACUGUUCAAGCCAACGUUGCCCAGUUACUCGCCUAUCCUAUCGGCAAAUUCUGCGAAAAGUCGUUGCCUGAUUGGGGCUUUACUCUCUGGGGGAUCCGGCACAGUCUAAAUCCUGGCAAGUUCAGCAAGAAAGAGCACAUGCUUAUUACAAUUAUGGCUAAUGUCAGCUGGAACUAUCCUUACACCAACAACAUCAUCUGGGUCCAGUAUCUGCCGACGUACUUUAACCAGAGCUAUGCCGGCCAGUUCUCCUACCAAAUCUUGAUUGCCCUUGCUACAAACUUCAUUGGGUACGGAAUGGCCGGAAUGGUCCGAAGAUUCCUUGUUUAUCCAUCUUACUGUGUGUGGCCCGCUAGUUUGGUGACUAUUGCCUUGAACUCUGCUUUCCACAAUGACAAGACUGGCCCGGUCGAGUCGCCAUUUGGCAGGGUCUUUACCAUGUCGAGAAUUAAGUUCUUUGGUGUGACUUUUGUAGCCAUGUUCGUGUGGUUCUGGUUCCCGCAGUACAUAUUUACUGCGCUGAGUAUAUUCUCCUGGAUGACUUGGAUCUCGCCCAACAACCUCAAUCUUUCUAACAUCACGGGAUUCAACAAUGGCCUCGGUAUCAACCCUUGGCCCACAUUCGACUGGAACAUCUUGCUCUUUGAUGCGACAGAUCCUUUGAUGAUUCCUUUCUUCUCCACGCUUAACAAGUUCAUUGGAGCUUGUGUUGCUGCCAUCACUAUUGCGGCUAUCUGGUACCAAAAUGUCUGGAACACAGCCUACUUACCUAUCAACUCAAACCGAGUCUACGAUAACACAGGAUCUCUCUACAACGUUUCGCGGGCCGUCGAUGACCGUGCACUCUUUGAUGCUGCUAAAUACGCUGAAUACUCGCCACCAUUCUUGGCUGCUGGAAACUUGGUUGUGUACAUGUUCUUCUUCGGCAUCUAUACGGCCACUGUUAGUUACGCGUAUCUAUACCACAGGUACGAGAUUGCUAUGGGUUUCAAGAAUCUAUGGAAUAGCUUCCGCAAGGAUAAGAACACCGGCGUUGGAAUGUACUCUGAUGUGCACAAUCGCUUAAUGGUCAACUAUAAGGAAGUACCCGAGUGGUGGUACAGUCUUGUCAUCGUUGUGGCCAUCGCUUUCGGCUGUGCUGGUAUUGCCGGCUGGGAAACCUACACAUCGGUCGGCGUGGUCUUCUAUGGCCUGGUCCUCUGUGCCCUUUUCGUGAUUCCUGUCGGUAUCAUCAAGGCCAUGACCGGUAUCGAAGUUACCCUCAACGUGCUCGCCGAAUUCAUUGGUGGAUCCUGGGUCCAGGGUAAUGCCUUGGCUAUGAAUUACUUCAAGAGUUUCGGCUACGUGACUUGUGCUCAUGCUGUCUGGUUCUCAAACGACCUCAAGCUGGCUCACUACGUCAAGAUUCCCCCGCGCCAAACCUUCAUGGCCCAGAUGAUUGGUACUCUGAUCUCAACGUUCGUCUGCGUUGGUGUUCUCAACUUCCAAAUGAACCAGAUUCCCGGCGUCUGCACAACUGAUGCUCCUAACCGUUUCACCUGCCCUGGUAUCAACACCUUCUUCACCGCAUCGGUCCUUUGGGGUACUGUCGGCCCUGUAAAGGUUUUUGGGUCGGGUGGCCUCUACACCGCGUUGCUGGUCGGUUUCCCUCUUGGAUUUGUGAUCCCAAUUGUCUUCUACUUUGCCCAAAAGAGGUGGAGAAAUGUACGUUGGUUGCGCCAGAUCCACCCAGUCGCCAUGUUCUAUGGGGCUCUGACCUGGGCUCCCUACAACAUGUCGUACAUCUGGCCUGCCGUCCCAAUUGCUUGGUUCUCAUGGGUGUACCUCAAGGGGCGGUACCUGGCAUUCUGGUCAAAGUACAACUUUGUGCUCUCCGCGUCCUGGAGCAGUGCCAUCGCCAUUGCCGGUAUCAUCAUCUUCUUCACCCUGCAGUGGCUGCAGAUCGACCUCGACUGGUGGGGCAACUCCGUCGUUUCUCAGGGCUGUGAGGAUGAUGCAUGCACUCUUUUCACGCUCAACGACGGCGAGUAUUUUGGACCAAGACUUGGCCAGUGGAGUUAGGAUGGAGGUUCGCAGGGCCAAUUGGCUGCAGAAGUUCCUAUCUUUGAGUGAUCCAUUUCGUUACUAUAUUCAUACCAUUCAUUAGUAUAUACCACUGAAGCUG